CAGAUCCGUAUGUAAAAGUUUCAUUAUUUUGCCAAGGAAAGAGAAUAAAAAAGAAGAAGACAACGGUGAAAAAAAAUACACUGUCUCCAAUUUACAAUGAAAAUAUGGUGUUUGAUAUUCCAGCAGAGAAUAUUGAUGACGUAAUAUUGAUUGUUAAAGUUAUUGAUUACGAUAGAAUUGGGUCGAAUGAAUUGAUGGGAUGCACGGCAAUAGGAUCGAAUGCGAUAGGCAUCGGAAAAGAACACUGGUCAUCGAUGUUGGAGAGUCCUCGCGAACCGCAAACACAAUGGUAUCCGUUACUUGAUAGUGUUACUAAUCAUAUCCAACCAAUAUCUACGGAACGACUUCCUAUUAGUCUCAGUUGUAUCAAUAGCAGGUAA
Molecule: messenger RNA, 380 nt
Organism: Cotesia congregata
Lineage: Eukaryota; Metazoa; Arthropoda; Insecta; Hymenoptera; Braconidae
Source: the annotation of a GenBank genome assembly